Branchiostoma floridae (Florida lancelet) is the source of this 1563-nucleotide messenger RNA. RefSeq names its product protein N-lysine methyltransferase METTL21A-like. Gene Ontology annotation, cellular component: cytoplasm; cytosol. The transcript is spliced from 4 exons. Gene Ontology annotation, biological process: peptidyl-lysine methylation. The coding region runs from base 41 to 778 and encodes 245 amino acids. The record is from RefSeq and is a predicted model, not a curated record. Gene Ontology annotation, molecular function: protein-lysine N-methyltransferase activity. NCBI's taxonomy places the organism in Eukaryota, Metazoa, Chordata, Leptocardii, Amphioxiformes, Branchiostomatidae.
ACCACAGAAACCGGGUUUUACCUUCGACGUGGACGUUGUGAUGGAUUUUGAACAAAACGACACAGAAACAACAGCACCAUGCGUUUCGGGACAAGUUUCAAACCGAGAUGACGGAAGGAAUGACAAGACUUACGCCUUAGCCGUGGUGCCUUAUGACGAAGACAAGCUCUCACCGUUUCACCUGGCGGAGAGGAAGUUCAGGUUUGCGGGAAGAGAGCUGGUGAUCAGACAGAGUUGGCGGGAACUCGGCGUGGCAGCUGUGGUGUGGGAUGCGGCUGUGGUGCUAGGUGAGUACCUGGAGACUGAGGUGACCCUGACAGACCAGACUGUGGUGGAGCUGGGGGCAGGGACAGGGCUCACAGGCAUGGUGGCAGCACUACAGGGAGCCAAGGUGACCAUCACAGAGAGAGAAAUGGCCCUGGCUUCGCUGAGACGUAACAUCAAAUCCAACAUUCCCCCAGGAACAACCCCUCACCCUGUUCUCAUCCAGGAACUCACAUGGGGGCAAAACUUACACCACUAUCCUUCCUCAUAUCAGUACGUCAUCGGGUCUGAUAUCAUCUACAUUAAGGAGACAUUCCAAGAUCUAUUGAAGACGUUGGUACACUUAAGUAACUGUGAGACUGUCGUGCUGCUAGGCUGUAAGAUCAGGUACGAGAGGGACACUGACUUCUUGAAGAUGUUGGAAGGAAAGUUUGAAGUUAAGGAAGUGAGGUACGAUCAGAGAAGGGAUAUAAGAGUGUACAAGGCAAGGUUAAGGUCAUGCACAAGUUUGUGAUGACUGUUCUUAGAAUUCUUUUGCUGGCAAUAAUGUCAUAGAAAGAUUAUUGAUAUAUUCAAAAUGAAACUGUUUGUGCCUUGAAACAUCAGCAAAGCUUUUUCUUAGAAUCUAAAGGUUAAGGGUUUGAAUCCCCAGCAUAAUUAACUUGAUAAUUAACUAUUUCCUUACUCCACUCAGGUGAAAAGGAGUAUACAUGUACAUGUACAUUUGUGCAUAUAGGGACUAGGGACAUGUCCUCUCAACUGGGAUGUAAAGAUGGAGUCCCAUGUUUAAGGACAGCCACACCUUGAGCAGGUUAACUUAAAGAACCCAUCACACUUACUGAAGAAAGCAGGGGUCCUUCCUGCCGUGUGUGGAUCAAACCCUGCAGUUUGGACUUGUACAGCUUUUACUUACUGUAUAAAACUGGUGUGUUUUGUACACCUGAAUACAGUUUACUGGUUAUGCAAAACAAUCAGGCAAACAAUGUUCCUUUUGUACAAAGUAUAUUUUGUAUAAAACCCCAAGUACAUGGUAUACAUUGUCUUUGUUGUUUCAUAUGCAAACAAAAAACAUAAUGUAUCAGGAAAGAAAGGAAACAAAACUCAUAUAUCUUCACAUUUGUGCGUCAAGUUGGACAUGCUUCUAUGUGUAUUUGAACAGUUGUUAGGAGUACAUUUUGGGGAUACUUUGGGAAGACCCUGUUUCUUGUCAUUGAUAUAUUUUGAAAAUAAAAGUCGGAGAUUCUGAAGGAUAAAAGAAGGCAUCAUUCUUGUGAUUUCAUACAUACAGUCUCGUCAAUG